ACACGGCGCGAUUCCGUUGCUACUUUUCAUUGGGAAAAUUCACUUUAAACUAUUUAUUUAUACUGUACUAUGGGAAAAGAAAGUAUCUAUUUGCUGAUGAUCUUAUUUUCUCUUAUUUCGAGCGAACCUCUCUCCAACUCAACUAAAACACUGACUGCAAGUAACUCCACUGAGCAGACAGAGGGCUACAGUGACAUUGAGUCAAAGUUCUCCAUCAGAAGUGCAGAAUUCCCAGAUGAGGAUCUGUGCUAUCUUGUCCCAGGAAUACAGGAGUCUUUUUUGGAAUGUAACUUCAAAAUUGAUGCCCAAACCUUCCUUAUCAUCCAUGGAUGGUCGGUUGCAGGUCUGUUUGAAAGCUGGAUCUACAAGCUCGUGACUGCCCUGUUGGAGCGUGAACCCAGCGCUAAUGUCAUUGUGGUUGACUGGCUGGAUCGGGCGAACAAACACUAUCCCACAUCAGCAGAAAACACCAGACUGGUGGGGGCAGAUGUAGCCAAAUUUGUCAAUUGGUUGGAGGAGUUGGAUUACCCGCUAGACAAGGUGCAUCUGUUAGGCUAUAGUCUUGGUGCACAUGUAGCAGGCGUGGCAGGAAACCUCACAAACAACAAAGUGAACAGAAUUACAGGUCUUGACCCAGCAGGACCCAGAUUUGAGAAUGCCGACAGUCUUAGGCGUCUGUCACCUGACGAUGCAACCUUUGUUGAUGUCUUGCACACGAACACCAGAGGAACGCCAGACCUCAGCAUCGGGAUCCAGAGGCCAGUGGGCCACGUGGACAUUUAUCCCAAUGGUGGAACUUUCCAACCUGGCUGUAGCAUUCAACAUACCAUGAAGCUCAUUGCCACCUAUGGCAUCUACAACAUGGACCAGAUUGUGAAAUGCUCUCACGAGCGCUCCGUGCACCUGUUCAUCGACUCACUGUUAAACCCAGCUCAGCAAAGCUGGGCGUACCGCUGCAGCACCAAAAAUGCCUUCAACAAAGGUCUGUGCCUGAGCUGUCGCAAGAACCGCUGCAACAAACUCGGCUACAAUGUCAACAAGAUCCGCACCACCAGGAACGCAAAAAUGUACCUCAAAACCAGAGAGAUGAUGCCAUUCAAGGUGUUUCAUUACCAGAUUAAGCUUCAUGUUUUUAGCGAUAAAAACAUGACUAUGUUGGAACAGCCAAUGAAAGUGACGCUGUUUGGCACGACUGACGAAAGGGAUGACAUCUCUGUCAUUGUGCCCAUUAUGAUCACCAACAGCACCAUAUCCUUCUUGGUGACGUCCGACAGGGACAUCGGAGAGCUGCUGAUGUUGAAGAUCAAGUGGGAGAAGGACUCGUAUCUGUCUGGCUUCUUCAGCACCAAUCAAUUCAUGAUUCGCAGAAUGAGAUUAAAAUCAGGAGAAACUCAAGCUAAGGUAAUAUUCAGACCAAAAGAGGGAGAAUUUGGUUUCCUCGUGCAGGGUGGAGAACCCGUUAUCUUCGUGAAGUCCAGUGAAACCCUGCAGAGCAGGAGAGAGGAGAGGCAGCACAGAUUGAAGCAUCAUGGAAGUUUCUUUAAGGGUGUGAAUGAAGCAUCAGCUGAUAUGAGUAAAGAGCUGCUGUUACAGAAUUUUACUGUAUCGACAGAGGUCAUGCUACAAACCACAACAAUGCCAAACACAACUUCAUGAAUCUCAUGAAAACAUAUUCAGGUCAUAUUGCACCCUAAAGUUAUAUUUUGCAUAAAGAAGUGGAAGCCUAUUUUUGUGACAUUAUUUUCAUUUAAAAUUUAAAUAUGAAAAUUAUAUAUAUGCAAGUAUAAUUUGCAAAAUAUAAUUUCUUAUGAUUUAGACAUGUUCUUGACAGGUUUCAUGAGAUUCACCCAAAAAAUACACUGGUGUAAAAAGUGGUAACCUCCAGUUGUUACCUAAAGUAGCUAUUUCAACCUGAUCUUACCCUUAAAAUGAGUUAUGUUGGAGUAAUCUAAUGUAUUAAGGUUGAUUCAGUGAUGUUAAAUAAUAAUUUUGACUCGGAUAAAACCAGUUAAUUUAGAUGUUAACACAUAAAGGACAUUUUUAGGUGAACAUUUCUUUCAGUGUAGAGGAAGUCAAAUAAUGGCCUUUAAAUAUACUGUAUAUUGUGAAUUUUUUUUCUGCAUAAAUCGAACUUUAUGGAUUCAUUAGACUAGAGCAUAGUGUAUAUUUUGUAAGCAUAAAUACGACUGUGUGCAGCGUCUUAUCCGAUUUUCGUGAGAGAGCGCUAAUUCUAAGUGCAAUUUUCGUGCCAGCGCAAGUGGGCAUGGGUGGGAGUGUUUGUGCUACUGUGAGUGUAGGCGUGAAAUUGUGGGUUUAUUGUAUGUAAACGAAGUGGCGCAAAGCGCAAUUUGCUAUUUUCCUAAGAAUUUGGUCGUUGCGCUACAAUGUUUCAAUACCACCUCUUAACGGCGCAAAAUCCAAAUUCAGUUCCUGCAUUUGCAGUUUGGAGAUUCCACCAGCAGGUGGAUCACAAGACAUAAAUAAUACAUACAUUAUCUGUAAUUUAACGGAGCCUACAUCCAUAUCCUGAGCCAUAUUUUAAGUGUGUUUAAAGUAUUUAUGUAACAUGCUGUAUGCUUCUGAAAUGUAUAUAGGGUUGAUCGUAAUAACCGAAUGUGUUUCUGUAAAUGUAUCUCAAUAAAUUCAUGUUACUUUAAACAGCUUAAAUGGA
This is a messenger RNA of Myxocyprinus asiaticus (Chinese sucker), 2671 nucleotides long. RefSeq names its product lipoprotein lipase-like. Bases 70 to 1656 code for a protein of 528 amino acids. The transcript is spliced from 10 exons. NCBI's taxonomy places the organism in Eukaryota, Metazoa, Chordata, Actinopteri, Cypriniformes, Catostomidae. The record is from RefSeq and is a predicted model, not a curated record. Gene Ontology annotation, biological process: lipid metabolic process. Gene Ontology annotation, molecular function: apolipoprotein binding; lipoprotein lipase activity.